UUGGGGGGACAGUAGGAGAGGCUACUGUCUAUCACAUGCCCUUUGGUAUCAAGCAUACAGGGCCUACUGCUCUCGCGACCUACUUUACUGUCACUGAGCCUCUGCCCACAUCUCCGGCUGCUGCUAUCCAGCCAGCUGGCGUCUCACAGUUGGUCAUUCCUGAUGGCUAUGACGCCUUGGUCUUGCACAAGUCCGGCAAUCGGAGCUCAGAGUGGGAGGCUGUUCACAACAUGACAUCGAUUGUGUACUUUAACCAUGCAAAGCCACCCUCCAUCAAUGAUGCCAUCCCAAAGUGCUUCUCCUGGCUUCAUCUGGCAAAGGUCCUUCACAACCCGGUCGGCGCUCCCCUCCCUGACCUUCCGCCUGCGACUGAGGCGAAGAGAUCGGCUGCAAAGACUGGUGCAACCGCUCACUCGUCGACUGCAUCAACACCGUCCACUGCAUCAGCACCGUCCACCGCAGCUCCUGCGAGCGCAGCCGGAGAGGUCGAGGCGGCACCAAAUGACGAAGCUCAGAAGGUCGAAGGCGAUGUGACAGGGUACGUCAAGCCAACGCAGGUUCUGACUGGCGUCAAGGCUGAUGCCGAGACGCUGCGCAAGCGCCAAGAAGCCAUCGCCAAGCGGCGGUCGGCAACCGCCAACCCCAAGGCCGCGGUCAAGCCCAAGUCCAAGCCCAAGCCCAAGCUGAUCAAGCGCAAGCGGCCGGCCAAGGACGAGCCUAGUACUACAGGAGGCGACGAUGAUGGUAUUGCACCAGUGGCCAAGAAGGCCAAGCCGCUCACGGGUGCGGACGAGUAGAUGUUGGACUCCAUUG
Messenger RNA from Thecamonas trahens ATCC 50062, 813 nucleotides. RefSeq lists its product as uncharacterized. Bases 36 to 797 code for a protein of 253 amino acids. NCBI's taxonomy places the organism in Eukaryota, Apusomonadida, Apusomonadidae. The transcript is spliced from 2 exons. The record is from RefSeq and is a predicted model, not a curated record.